AGGGGGACCGGAGACAGCCACGGACACGCAGACAAACAGUCACCAGACACGCGGAAAGUGUUUUGGCGCACGGGGACUCCGCCGUGGAGCGUCGGCUGCGUCCGUCCGUCCUGUCCGCCUCCCAGAAUGUUCUGUGCCCCCGGUUCAUUUCCACGGAACACAAACCAGUCCCCGCCACGUCCCGGACAGUGAAGCCCAGAUGCUCACCCUCUCCGCCGACAUGGACGAGUCUUCGUCGCUGCUGGAUCUGCUGGAGUGCUCGGUGUGCCUGGAGCGCCUGGACACCACGGCCAAGGUGCUGCCGUGCCAGCACACCUUCUGCCGCCGCUGCCUGGAGAACAUAGUCAGCUCCCGGAAUGAGCUCCGCUGCCCGGAGUGCCGCAUCCUGGUGGACUGCGGGGUGGACGACCUCCCGGCGAACAUCCUCCUGGUUCGCCUCCUGGACGGUAUUAAACAGCGGCCCCAGAGAGGCAACGGAGGAGGGGGAGUGGGAGCCGGCGGCAGGCAGUCCCUGCCCGGGGGCUCACUCCAGGGGUACGCAGCCGGGAUAUCCGCUUCUCCCCCGGGCAGUGCGAUCAGAGAGCUGCCCGUAGCCACCAGGAGCUCCCCCGUUAAGAACAUCCCUGCACUGCCUUGUGGUAAAGCCCUCUACUCCUAUGAGGGCAAAGAACCCGGAGAUCUGCAGUUCUCCAAAGGCGAUAUCAUCAUCCUGCGUCGUAAGGUGGAUGACAACUGGUAUCACGGUGAGCUCAACGGCUGCCAUGGUUUCUUGCCUGCUAGUUACAUCCAGCUUCUGCGUCCCCUGAGCCAGACUCCACCACAGGGCAAAGCACUGUAUGACUUUGAGGUCAAAGACAAAGACCAGGAUAAAGACUGUCUGGCCUUCAGCAAGGACGAGGUACUGACGGUAAUUAGGAGAGUGGACGAGAACUGGGCAGAAGGCAUGCUGGGAGACAAGAUUGGCAUCUUCCCCAUUCUCUACGUAGAGUUAAAUGAAACAGCCAAACAGCUAAUGGAAAUCGACAAACCUACGACAACAAAUGCGCCAGGUCCGAGCUCUGAGCCGACCCCGCUGGGCCCGUGUUCUCCGGGCCCCUCCCCCAGUGCGUCACCGUCCAACGGGAAUGGUUCCGGCCCGCGACGAGGCGAAGGGAAGAAAAACGCCAAGAAGCGGCAUUCGUUCACAGCGCUGUCUGUAAGCCAGAGAGCCGCCCAGCUGAACAACAGACACAGCAUGGAGAUCUCCCAUCCAGUCCUGAUCAGCUCCUCAGACCCCAGAGCUGCAGCACGCAUCCAGGAUGCGUCCCCUGGUCCCUCUCCCUCCUCGGCAGGGGUUUUGGUGCCCCCCAAAGUGGCGUCCAUAACCUCUGAGCUGCUGGCCCACGCCAAGGUGCAGCUGCCGCUCAACAUAUACCUGGCUCUGUACGCAUACAAGCCCCAGAAGGCGGAUGAGCUUGAACUUCGGAAAGGUGAAAUGUAUCGCGUCACAGAAAAGUGUCAAGACGGAUGGUUCAAAGGCACCUCGCUAAGGACCGCUGCCUCCGGUGUCUUCCCAGGGAACUAUGUCACCCCCGUGUCCAGGGCUCCAUUUGGAGUAGGUGCUACUCGGGGCUCAUGUCUGUCCAGUCCAGUAGGAGGAGGAAGCGGGUGCAGUCAGGUGGGGAGUAAAAUCUCCGACCCUUCAUCCCCUGGGCCAUCUUCAUCCCGCCCCUCCACCCCGCUGCUAAACUCUGCCAACUCUGUUAAUAGCGUCAGUCCCGCCUCCUCGCCACAAAGUGCUGCCGCCCAGCUGAAGAACUGCCUGCGCUCCAGCCAGCAUACGGUUAACCAGGCACGCACCUCCAUGCAGCUGGUCCACAGUCCUCCUGCUGGAAGCCCAGAGCGCCCCACGGUGGCCAUCUCCCCCCUGCGUCCUCAGAGCUCCUCCCCGUCCCGGUGCCCAGGCCAAUCAGGUCGUCCUCUUUCCAUGGUGUCUCCGGGCCCCAGCCUUGGGCCCUCUCCCCUCUCUUCUCCUGCCUCGCGGCCCCUCCUUCCCCUCUCCUCUCCGCUAUCCUGUCUCACACCCCCCAAUGUGUCAGCGGUCCUUCUGAACGGCGAACCAGGCAGCCCCAUGCAGCCACCAUCGCCGGGCCCCUCACAUGCGCCCACCCAGGGUGUCCUUGCCCCCAAAGUAGAAAAGAAAGAGAGAAAAGCAGGAGGUUUGUUAAAGCUCUUGUCGGGGGCGGCGGCUAAGAAGAAACCUCGGUCCCCUCCCUCUUCUCCGCCCACCCACGACCCCUCGCUGUCCGGCCAGGGCGCCGUGGCCACAGACCCCGCCCACCAUCCUCACCACAAUCAUCACCAUGCCCGCUCAGGUUCCUGUCCGAUGGCGUCGCAGGGCAGAGCCGGCUCUUGUCCCAUAGAGAGCGACAUGGCGGGGGCCAUAGGGCUGGAGCCGCUGCACAGAAAGUCCGGCUCCCUGGACACCAACUUCCCCAUGUCGCCCCCGGCAACACGCGCCGGCAACGCUCUGAUGGUCCUCAGGCCUGAGCCGAAGCCACUGUCGAGAGAGAGGUAUCGUGUGGUGGUGCCCUACCCGCCUCAGAGCGAGGCGGAGAUCGAGCUGCGUGAAGGCGAUGUGGUGUUCGUCCAUAAGAAGCGGGAGGACGGCUGGUACAAAGGCACUCUGCAGAGAACGGGACAGACCGGCCUCUUCCCCGGCAGCUUCGUCGAGAGCUUCUGAAGUAAAAGCGAAAAAAAAAUGUACAAAAGAACACACACUGUUUCUGUCUCUGAGUUACAAAAGGCACACAGAAGCCACCAGUUUUUACUUUCAUACACACUGCGGUACAUGAACGUGGAACCGAUAUUGGUUUCGAGGACAUUGGUCUGAUUAAAGUGCACUUGCCUUAUGGAGACGCAAACCCUAAAAAAAAUGUAAUUAGUCUGAAUAUUUUCCACUUUUUAAUGUUCUUCGGAAUCUUACCCUACAGCGAUCUGCAAAAAGAGACUGGAUUUUAGGCACAAAAAAAAAUAAAAAUAAUAAUCCAAUACAAAAAUAUUAAACAUUGAAACUGAAAAAUAUAAUAAACGAGAAACCAGCAUCGGUCCAGCUGAUUCACAGACACACAAAACGGGAAAGCGAGCCCUGUCUUCAACCAGCCCAACCACACAGGAAGAGGGGCGGCUUUUCCAUUUUCAUUUGCCCGGGGACAGCGUCGGGUCCGAGGGUUUUGUUUUUUUUUAUUAGAUUGGUUGUUUCGACCCACAUCGUUGACUACUGAAGGCACAAAGACUUGAAUAGCACAGACAGACACAGAAGCCUCCCAGUCCUCCUCAUCAUCCACCAGCAAACACAAGCACAAGAAGCAUCGCUCUGCUUCGGACUGCGACCUCUCAACUUGACGCUUUUAUUAUUUCUUUGACGGGAAGAUGAUGAUGAGGUGUGUUAACGUACACAUCAGGGUCAUUGUAAGCACAUCUCCAUAUUUAGUAUGUGUUUAAACCCAAUAUAUAAUAUAAUAAUAACAACAGUGCAUGUAGCAUUCUUAUGUUUUUUUUUUAUGUGUGAAUAUAAAUUUGGCGAUACAUUUUUACAUUAAUUUAUCUUUCCUAAUUUUUAAAUAUUAUUGAAAUUUGUAGACCUCCGAGAGCCGGCUGGAGCUAAAUAAAGUGUCCAGUCUAAAGUAAAACGAAACAGAAAGCGACACAAAAAGGUUUCUUUUUUUGUUUUUGUUUUUUAUUACAGAGAAAAAGAAACACUCCUGGUCAUAUUUGACACAACUUGCCAAUACAUUUACAUUUACAGUAUUUUACAUGUGAUUAUUUGUUGGAGAACUGAAAUUUCUAUUGCUGCAAUAUUUGUAGCAACUUAUUUUAUCAGAUGGUUUAAGUUAUAAACACGGUGGAACCUUUGGGAAAUGCACAAACAUUUCACAAACAUUAAAAGCAGUAAAUUGAGAGGUGAAGUCCUGCUCCUUCUUGCUUCAAAAAAAAAAAAAAAUUAAUAAUAUUUCAGAAAAGAUAAUAUCAAAGAUUCUGAAUAGAUAACACCGCUCUAUAAUUUCGAAGAAAAUAUCAGCUUCAGACAUUAAAUGUGCUAAAUCUUACAUACUUUAUUAAGAUAAAUUACAAAACAAAUGACAAAGGUGCUGGUUAGCUCAUGUUUCCAAUAUAUAUGAUGAUGUGUUAUUGCGCAUAUAUGUUGGUUUAUGUACAUUUAUACAAUGGAU
Sphaeramia orbicularis (orbiculate cardinalfish) is the source of this 4211-nucleotide messenger RNA. RefSeq names its product E3 ubiquitin-protein ligase SH3RF3-like. The record is from RefSeq and is a predicted model, not a curated record. Lineage: Eukaryota; Metazoa; Chordata; Actinopteri; Kurtiformes; Apogonidae. Gene Ontology annotation, molecular function: metal ion binding; protein binding.